Molecule: messenger RNA, 3870 nt
Organism: Mytilus trossulus (common blue mussel)
Lineage: Eukaryota; Metazoa; Mollusca; Bivalvia; Mytilida; Mytilidae
Exons: 3
Coding region: 70-678 (202 amino acids)
Molecular function (GO): ubiquitin-protein transferase activity
Source: RefSeq, a predicted model, not a curated record
GCAACUUGCUACAAUGAAGUUAGAGAAGCAGUUGACAAAAAUAGAUGGUGGGAAGAGAUAGAUGGAAUAAUGUCGAGGGUAACAAUGGAUAAUAAGGAGGAAUUUAUUGGAGUUGCAGCCUCUUAUCUGACCACACUCAGAUGCAGCUCAAUGAUCACUGAUUUGAAGAAGGGGCUGGAAACAUAUGAUGUACUAAAACUAGUCAUCAAGGAGAAUCUAAGAGAUCUGUUCGAGUACAAAAAGGUCAGAAUCAAUUCGUCUGACCUUUUGGCAUUACUGAAGCCAAGGUUCUCCCAUGAUCCAAGGAAGAAAGAGCACGAAGAAUUGGUGCUAGUCAAUUUUCAUCAUUUUGUUGAAUCAAUUCAAGACAAUGAACUGGAGACAGUCCUUAAAGAAGGAGAUGUUAUUCUUACAACGACAAUGAAUGAGUUCAUCAGAGAAUUAGAGCCAAAACAUAUCCUUGUUUUUGCAACAGGAUCAAGCAGAAUACCCACAACUGGGUUCCAUCCAAAACCUGCGGUGACAUUUCACCAUGACAAUACACAAUACUUUCCAUGUGCAGUGACUUGUUCAAAUGAGUUGCAGUUGUUUGUAAAUGCUGCAAAUACCAAUCUGUAUGUAUUUGCAAGUAACUUUUUGGUUGGGUUGAUGAAUGGAGGUACUUUCAGUAAAUGUUAAUGUAUAAACAGUGAUUGUUGCUCAGACCAUUGUAGAUUACUGUACAUUAAAUGUUAAGCUAAUAUAAACAAAACAAAUAUUAGCAUAAUGCUAUUUCUUGGCCACACAUUAGCUUUAACUUAAAAUAAAAUAAAAUGAAAAUAAUCCUAUUCAUUUUUUCAUCAUUAGCCACAAGUCAGAUAUGAAUCAAUCCAAAUGUUGUAGAAUUUUAAAAUUAUCAAUUACAGAAAUGAAUGGGAACUGUUGACUAAAAAAGUUAAUCUGUUCACUCACAUUUUUGAAAAAAACUUUCAAAAAUUAAUGAUACACUUGUAGAGAUUUAUUUUUUUCAUUUAAUGAACUUAGAUGACUUAGUGGCAAAACAAUUGCAAUAUAGCCAAAGUUGCUUCUUAUAAUUUUAUCUGAUGAUGAAAAGAAUUUGUACUUUUUUUGGUCAAUUUUGGAUGCAAGUAAUGCCCUGACCACAUUGAAGUUCUUUGUAUAUCAUUUUUAUUUAAAAGUAGAUAUUUAUCAUACAAAUCAUUUAUAUGAGUAGUAAUGGCCAAAUUUGAUAUGACGGUUGUUUUGUUGUUUUUUGCAAUAUUUUAUAUUUUGUUUUUGAUGCAUCACUUAUUUACAUCAUAAGCAUUGAUGUUUAUGGGAAGCCAUUCUUGUCAAAACUAUGUUUACGCCAUUUUUCCAAAAAUUUACACAAUGAGAAUUGAAAAUUGAAAAUUAUACACUGAGAUUAAAUAAACUGAAAAACACACACUGAGAAUUGAAAAUUACACACUAAGAUUUAUAUGCACACUACUAAUGAAUAUAAUAAGGAUGAAGUUUUCAUUUUCCAUUUGCGAUAUAAAUUUGUGAUUCCCAAACCAUCUUUUAGCUACGUAUUCUAGAAAUUUGUAUUCACCGCCAUCUUGGUCAGUAUCAAUGUUGUAUUCCAUCUCUUGCAACCACUCUGGCAUAUCCACUGUUGACAGCUUUACAUUCCAGUAUCUCUUCAAAACAGACCUUGCCUUAUCAUAGAAACUUUUUGGCUUCAUAAUGAUUUUCUCCUUGUCAUUGAUUACAUACUCUAUAAGUACAUUUGUCCCAGGAAGGACAAUGCCAUGUUCUCCACAUGUCACAAAAUCCACAUUUUUAUUUUUUUUUAAAUCUCAGUGACUAAAUUCUUUGAAUAAUGGCUUAAACAUAGUUUCAACAUAGUUUUGACGAGAAUGGCUUGGCAUAGAGGUUUAAGUAGUUCAUUCUAGUCAUGUUUGAUGUUAGUAGAAUUAAGUUUACAAGCAUUUUUUUCAAUAUAAAUACUCAAUUUGUUUUACGUGUGUACAUAUAUUUCUUAUCGUUGUGCACCUUACAUGUUUUUCUAUUGCCUUUACUGUGCGUGGUGAUAUAUUAUUUUUAUAAGACAGCAACAAAAUGUGUGGUUUUAUUAUUGUAUAGGUGUGUUCGUCGUACUAGACAAAUGUUCCUGAAAUUUUUAACAUAAUGGUCCUUGCCACUAAAUGAAGCAUGACAUUUGAAACUGAGAUGGUAACCCCACUUGUUUCAAAAGAAGAGGGCCAAAGGGGCCAAUAAGGGUGUGUUCUUAUUUCAAUGUGGAUCAUUUAUUUUGAUACUGAUUUUGAUGAUAUUUUUGGUCAGGUUGGACAAAGUUCAAAACCUGUUUAUCGAUGGGCGGGGAAAAGUAGGUACAUAAAUUGUGUAAUCAAUUCUCCUACAGUUUUCAUCCCAGACCCCUGAAACUUCACAGGAAGAUUGUCAGAUGUUAGCUCAAGUUUUUCUUCUUUUAUAGAUUCAUAAUGAAAUAGACUGCCUGUGAUUUUCCAAACAAAUUUGAUUGACCUAUAAAGGGGGCUAAAAGGACUGAUGUCCAAACUAUUUACAACGUCCUACAUGUAUUUGAAACUACAUGUGUUCUAUCAUUUACAUCAAGACUUGCUGUGUUUUUAUUAAGCUGCCGCUACAUAUAGCCCUACAUAUGCCUUUCCUGUGCAAUUCCUAUUUGUUAAGGUCAAUUAACUUAUAUAGUUUUAGUGCUAUACUAUUUUAGUGACGAAUGACAAAUUCCAGAUCUUGUUUGAUAUUAAGUCUUCAUGUUGACUUUAAAAACAUAAAGACUUUUUUUUAUGAAGUAUUUGUUUAUAUAUAAUAUAUAUAUAUUUGUUUUGUCAAAUAUUAUUUUUACAACUUUAUGUUCAAGUAUUCUAGUCUUGUUUAAUCUUAUAUUUGUUUUGUCAAAUAUUAUUUUUACAACUUUAUGUUCAAGUAUUCUAGUCUUGUUUAAUCUUAUAUUUGUUUUGUCAAAUAUUAUUUUUACAACUUUAUGGUCAAGUAUUCUAGUCUUGUUUAAUCUUAUAUUUGUUUUGUCAAAUAUUAUUUUUACAACUUUAUGGUCAAGUAUUCUAGUCUUGUUUAAUCUUAUAUUUGUUUUGUCAAAUAUUAUUUUUACAACUUUAUGGUCAAGUAUUCUAGUCUUGUUUAAUCUUAUAUUUGUUUUGUCAAAUAUUAUUUUUACAACUUUAUGUUCAAGUAUUGUAGUCUUGUUUAAUCUUAUAUUUGUUUUGUCAAAUAUUAUUUUUACAACUUUAUGUUCAAGUAUUCUAGUCUUGUUUAAUCUUAGUAAAAUUUAGUUUGCAGAUCUUAUUUAAGAUCUCAGGUGAGCUUUUACCGUCACUUGGUGUCUGUCGUCUAGAAUAUGUCAGUUAAUUUUUUUUAAAUUUUAAUCUUCAGAACCACUCUGCCAAAUUCAACUUAAUUUUGCUGAACAUUCCUUGGAUUGUCCUCUCUGAUUCGUGUUUUUGAUGUGGUCCAAAAUUAAAUAUGGCCCAGUAAGUUGGAGGGGAUGUUGAAAAAGGGCAAUUUUAAAUUUUCUUCAUAGUUCAAUUUUAUAGCUAUUUUCUAUGUAACCAGUGAAGAUUCAAGGUUCAGCACAACUACUUGGGUGAUGCUCUGUAAUUUUUUUUAAAAUGUAGGUCAAUGUGACCUACACAUUAAAUAAAGUGUUAAUGGUCAAUAUAAACAGGUAGGGAGUUAUAAAAAUAUGUACAUAUGUUUUAAUGUGAAAAUGAAAAUAGACAAUUCAAUCAAAAGAGAUGCUGUCUAUCAGAUCAAACUAUUUCCAUAUAAUUUGUGUUCUUUAUGUAUUGGUAUCCAGUUUAUUUUUUGAAAUUAAAAACUUGCUUUUUAUGCACAAAAAAGUGUUUA